Psylliodes chrysocephalus is the source of this 459-nucleotide messenger RNA. NCBI's taxonomy places the organism in Eukaryota, Metazoa, Arthropoda, Insecta, Coleoptera, Chrysomelidae. The record is from the annotation of a GenBank genome assembly.
AUGAUAUCAACAGCAACAGGUACUAUUCCACGAAAAACUAGAAAGCUUUCAAUACCAACAAAUCCUACGGCUCCCCCCAAAACGGCUGCUGCUACAGUUAUGGAGUAUAUUGUUGACCGAAAUAAAAGUAUUAACUGCCCACCACCAACGCAGCACCCUGUUGAAGCUUUUUUAGCAGGGAUAGCUCCAGCUUUAAAAAAAUUAUCCGCACAAGAAUGGCAUUUCGCCAAAGCUGAAAUAUUUGCUACUGUCCAAAAAUUCGAAUUUAAUAUGUUGAACAGACAACAACAAUUUCCUUGCACAGGUCCUAAUGAAACGUGUUCGACUGGACAACCUUCUCCUUGGGAUGGCCAACAAUCAACCUCUUCAUGGUAUGGCCAACAAUCAUCUACUAGUCAAAGUAAGGAGAAUGAAGCAGAUCACUUAACAUUGAGGGAGUAUUUCCAAACCCUGCCUUAG